CUGUGAGGGUCCAUUCGGUUACUUGUUCACACGUUAAGAAAUGGCUAAAAGAAAAGCUCUUAGUUUCGAUGAGAAAUUAAAAAUUAUACAGCAGUAUGAUGAGAAAAAAGGAGUUACGAAUAAGCAGCAAUUUGCAAAUGAAAUAGGAAUACCUGUAUCUACAUUAAAAACUUUAUUAAAAAAACGGGAAGAAAUUGAAUCCAGCGCCUUUUCAGGCAUCAGUAAAAGACGGAGGGUACGUAAAGGCAAAAAUGAGGAUUUAGAAGAAGUGCUGUACCAAUGGUUCCAGCAAGCUCGAGGAAAUAACUUGCCGAUCAAUGGACCCAUUAUGACGGAAAAAGCCAACGAAAUAGCCAAAGGCUUGGGCAUAAAUGAUUUCUCUGGAUCAGCUGGUUGGCUGGAUCGAUUUCGAAAAAGAUAUGGCAUUAAAUAUCGUCAAAUUAGUGGUGAAGCCGAAGCCGUAGACGACGACAGCAUUGCUCCCUGGAUAGAAAAUCUCCUCCCUAAUCUACUAAAAGACUAUGCACCUGAGGACGUAUAUAACGCUGAUGAAUUUGGAUUAUUUUUUAAAUUAAUGCCAGACAAAUCCUUAGUUUUAAAAGAUGAAAAGUGCCACGGAGGUAAGCUAAGUAAAGACAGACUGACUGUAUUAGCAUGUUCUAAUUGGACUGGAUCUGACAAGUUGAAGCUGAUGGUGAUUGGAAAAUCUAAGUCACCACGGUGUUUUAAAAAUGUGCGAACUUUCCCGUGCAACUACAAAGCACAGAAUAGAGCCUGGAUGACUGGGUGUUUGUUUACUGAAUGGGUGCAACAGUUGGACCGAAAAUUCGGUAAAGGAAAGAGGAAAGUCCUUCUGUUUGUGGACAACUGUCCCGCUCAUCCCAAAGGAAUCCCCCUCAAAAACAUCAAGCUCGAGUAUUUCCCCCCCAACUCUACCAGCAAGCUUCAGCCAUUAGAUCAAGGAGUCAUUAAAGUUUUGAAGCAGAAAUACCGUAAAAAGCUGGUACAGCGUUACUUACGUGAAAUUGAAUCAGGAGAGGACUCUUCCUGUAAAAUAAAUGUGUUGGAUGCUAUCCAUUAUGUUUCGGCUGCGUGGGAUGAGAUCGCGCCAGAUGUGAUAAGAAAUUGCUUUCGAAAAGCGCAUUUUGAGAGCAAAUCUAAUGAAAAUGACCUGAAUGUUGCGGAUUUUCUGGACAUCGAAUUUGAGGAACAGUAUCCUGGAUAUUGUUCAGUUGAUGAUGAUUUGCCUAUCACGGAAACUCUAGAAAUUCAGGAUAUGAUUGACAUGGCGAAAGAUGGAGAAUUCGAGGUUGAUAAUGAGGAAGAGGAAGAAGAUGAACCUCCCCAACUUCCCUCUUUUAUUAGCGCCUGCGAUUCCGUAAGCGUUUUGCGGCAGGCGCUCUCUUCUACCGAAAACUCGGAAGCGAUGCUGAGAGAACUUAACAGGAUUGAAAGUUUUAUAAUAAGAAAUUUUAGGAAACCAACUUCUUAUGAUGGAGGAAAGCAACUCCUUAUGGAGAAUUUUCUUACAAAAAAAUAAUAGCAUAGAUGUAACUAAGAUGUAAUAAAGUUGUAGAGGUUAAAAUGCAUACGCGUUUCUUUUGCUUUUAGACUGUUAUUUUUAUUUCAGCGAUUAAAAACGAGUCAUCAGAUUUUUGUAAGGUAUGUUUUUUUUUUCCUGUUAUCUUCCAAAACGGCAUUUUAAAGAGUUCUGCUUAUAACGUCGUCCCGCUUAAUACGACG
This is a messenger RNA of Uloborus diversus, 1743 nucleotides long. RefSeq names its product tigger transposable element-derived protein 4-like. The transcript has 2 exons. Bases 41 to 1540 code for a protein of 499 amino acids. The record is from RefSeq and is a predicted model, not a curated record. Gene Ontology annotation, cellular component: nucleus. Gene Ontology annotation, molecular function: DNA binding. Lineage: Eukaryota; Metazoa; Arthropoda; Arachnida; Araneae; Uloboridae.